Messenger RNA from Saxophila tyrrhenica, 519 nucleotides. RefSeq lists its product as uncharacterized. The transcript is spliced from 3 exons. Bases 1 to 519 code for a protein of 172 amino acids. The record is from RefSeq and is a predicted model, not a curated record. Lineage: Eukaryota; Fungi; Ascomycota; Dothideomycetes; Mycosphaerellales; Extremaceae.
AUGGCCUCCGCGAUCCCCAUCCCCAACGAAGACAUCUCCUUCGUGGGCAUCAAAUCCGGCGAAACCUUCAAACUCGGCCCCAUGACCUGCCGCAUCCUCGAAGACGGCUCCCACACCUCCCAGCGCCUGGGAGUCGCCGAGCUAACGAUGCCGCCGCACACGCCCGGGCCGCCACCGCAUUGGCAUGAAAUGCACGAUGAGACGUUUUUGAUCCAGGCUGGGACGGUGCGGUUUCAUGUGCCGGAUCCGGAGAGCGAGGGGAAGGAUAGGGUGGUGAGGGAUGCGGGGGUGGGGGAUUAUGUUGUUGUGCCGAUUAGAGCGCCGCAUACUUUUAGCAAUCCAGGGGAUGAGGAGGCGACGAUUAUUUUCACUAGCACGCCGAGUUUCUAUAUCAACUACUUCAAGCUGUUAAGUUCACUGAGCAAGCCGGAUGAGCCGUUGCCGGGGGAGGUGACGAUGAAGGCGAUGAGCAUGUUUGCUACCAUCCAGGUGGAUGGGAAACCGAGGCUGGCGAAGUAG